CAUCGUGUGGCUUCCACGCUGCUGGCCGGGGAGAAGAGGGGAGGUGGUAGGCCGCUUUAUCUCCCUCCUUCCCCCCAGUGUUUAACAUUUCCGCCGUCACCCAUAGCUGAAUAUCUUUUCCUGCGGUAAGUGGCCCGGGUGUUAAAGUUGGUGUCCAUUGAAAAACAAAGCUACAGUUAUACCAGACAAUAUGGCAGACAAACUAACGAGAAUAGCUAUUGUCAAUCAUGACAAAUGCAAGCCAAAGAAAUGUCGUCAAGAAUGCAAAAAGAGUUGCCCUGUUGUAAGGAUGGGAAAAUUGUGCAUUGAAGUGACUCCACAAAGUAAAAUUGUAUGGAUAUCCGAAACCUUGUGCAUUGGAUGUGGUAUCUGUAUCAAGAAAUGUCCCUUUGUAGCAUUGUCAAUUGUCAACUUGCCGAGCAAUCUGGAGAAGGAAACAACCCACAGAUAUUGUGCCAAUGCCUUUAAACUUCACAGGUUGCCUAUUCCCCGACCUGGAGAAGUACUUGGGUUGGUUGGUACAAAUGGUAUCGGAAAAUCUACAGCAUUGAAAAUUUUGGCUGGAAAGCAGAAGCCAAACCUUGGAAAGCAUGAUGAUCCUCCAGACUGGCAGGAGAUCUUGACCUAUUUCAGGGGGUCAGAGUUGCAGAAUUACUUCACCAAAAUUUUGGAGGAUGACCUGAAGGCCAUCAUUAAACCUCAGUAUGUGGACCAAAUUCCAAAAGCUGCAAAGGGACCUGUGGGUACCAUAUUGGAUAGAAAAGAUGAGACAAAGACACAGAAAUCUGUAUGUGAUCAACUAGACCUUACUCAUCUGAGAGACAGAAACGUGGAGGAUCUUUCUGGGGGAGAGCUACAGAGGUUUGCUUGUGCGGUUGUCUGUAUCCAGAGAGCAGACAUUUUUAUGUUUGACGAGCCAUCUAGUUAUUUAGAUGUCAAGCAACGCCUCAAGGCUGCUAUUACCAUCAGAUCUCUGAUUAAUCCAGAUCGCUACAUCAUUGUUGUGGAACAUGACCUCAGUGUGUUGGAUUAUCUCUCCGACUUUAUUUGCUGCUUGUAUGGCGUCCCAAGUGCAUAUGGUGUGGUAACCAUGCCGUUCAGUGUCAGAGAAGGCAUAAACAUUUUCUUGGAUGGCUACGUUCCUACUGAAAACUUAAGGUUCAGAGACACUUCUCUGGUUUUUAAAGUGGCUGAGACUGCCAAUGAAGAAGAUAUCAAGAAAAUGUGCAUGUACAAGUACCCCUCCAUGAGGAAGUUGUUGGGAGAGUUCCAACUGAGGAUUGUCGCUGGGGAGUUUACAGACUCUGAAAUCAUGGUCAUGCUUGGAGAGAAUGGGACCGGAAAAACCACCUUUAUCCGAAUGCUUGCUGGGAGGCUAAAACCUGAUGAAGGGGGUGAAGUGCCCGUUCUUAAUGUGAGUUAUAAACCGCAGAAGAUCAGCCCCAAAUCAUCAGGAACUGUUCGCCAGUUGCUGCAUGAGAAGAUCAGAGAUGCCUACACUCAUCCACAGUUUGUGACAGAUGUGAUGAAGCCAAUGCAGAUUGAAAGUAUAAUAGAUCAAGAGGUGCAGUCUUUGUCCGGUGGUGAGUUACAGAGGGUGGCCUUAACUCUAUGUUUAGGUAAAGCUGCGGAUGUGUAUCUAAUUGACGAGCCAUCAGCAUAUCUGGAUUCUGAACAGCGUCUCACAGCCGCCAGAGUAAUCAAAAGAUUCAUUCUCCACGCCAAGAGGACGGCUUUUAUUGUUGAGCACGAUUUUAUAAUGGCGACUUAUCUUGCUGACAGAGUCAUUGUGUUUGAUGGUAUACCUUCCAAAGAUACUGUUGCUAACAGCCCUCAAACACUAUUGGCUGGCAUGAACAAGUUCUUGUCACAGCUGGAAAUCACGUUUAGGAGAGAUCCUAACAACUACAGACCAAGAAUAAACAAAAUGAAUUCUAUUAAGGAUGUGGAUCAGAAGAAGAGUGGCAACUACUUUUUCUUAGACGACUAAGCUAAAACCCACACCUUUCUACAACCGAAGAAAUCAAGCCUCUCUGAUGUAUGAAACAUUGUUUCAUACAACCUUCUGCAUUAUGUUGCAGGAUAAAGUAAAACUGACCAAGAACUGUUGUGAUUGGCCACAUAAGAAAAGUUCAUAAAAAGUGCAAAGUACAAUUUAUUGUAUGGAUUGAGAACCUGGCAAUCUAAUUUAUUCACUUUUCAAUAUUCAGAUUAAUUGUCCCCAAUUUUAGACCUUUGUAAACUGGAUUUCUUUGAUGGUUUACAUACAAUGCUGCCAUAAAGAACAUGAUCUUAUUUUAAAGAGAGCCUAAACUUCAAGGUUUUGAAAAAUAAAUAUUACCUAAAGUGAA
Molecule: messenger RNA, 2351 nt
Organism: Xenopus tropicalis (tropical clawed frog)
Lineage: Eukaryota; Metazoa; Chordata; Amphibia; Anura; Pipidae
Gene: abce1
Product: ATP binding cassette subfamily E member 1
Exons: 18
Coding region: 191-1990 (599 amino acids)
Biological process (GO): translation
Cellular component (GO): cytoplasm
Molecular function (GO): ATP hydrolysis activity; nucleotide binding; ATP binding
Source: RefSeq, a predicted model, not a curated record